Photinus pyralis (common eastern firefly) is the source of this 671-nucleotide messenger RNA. RefSeq names its product protein phosphatase 1G-like. NCBI's taxonomy places the organism in Eukaryota, Metazoa, Arthropoda, Insecta, Coleoptera, Lampyridae. The record is from RefSeq and is a predicted model, not a curated record. Gene Ontology annotation, biological process: translesion synthesis; regulation of cell cycle. The coding region runs from base 99 to 599 and encodes 166 amino acids. Gene Ontology annotation, molecular function: chromatin binding. The transcript is spliced from 3 exons. Gene Ontology annotation, cellular component: nucleus.
CUUCGCGCCAUCUUUAUUUUUAUAUUUUAAAUUAGAAAAUCGCGGGAGUUAUUCUUUUUUUUUUAAGGUUAUAAUUUCAUCUACCACUGAAAAUUAAAAUGGUUCGAACACUCGAUAGAGCCGUAAAAACUGGUGGAAAAAAUGCGAAAGCUGCACCUUCAACAUCAAGUACAAGAAGUAGAUCUCCAUCAAAUGGGCCGAGUGACAGAGCUUACAGUUCAUACAAUUCGGUUUGCCCUCGUGAAACUCCCGCCUGGCAGAAGCCGAUAACUUCGUUUUUCCAAAAUUCCGAGAAGGCACCAACACUUGCCGACUUGAGAUCUAAGCGCCCAUCACCCGCUAAGGACAUUGCAACCGACACACAGAUGGAGGCAGAAGAGGCUCAACCAAGCGUCGCGGGAAGCAGUAAGAUGCCGGCAGCUAAUGUGGAAGAAAUUCGUAUUACGGAGAAUCGAAAUGAUUGUGAAAUGGAGGAGAGCGUUAUUUCUGUGGUCGCGAAAAUUAGGCCGCGAGAGGAUGAUGAUAAUGAGGAACCGAAAAAGAAGAGGAAAUUAAAUGUUGAUAUGUAUUCAAAACUGGAACUGUUAGAAUCGAAUUAAGUAUUGUUUAUUUUUUAACUCUCAAGUAUUAUGUAAAAUAUUUAAAUUAUCUCAUUAAAUAAAUUAAUUUAA